AAAGUGUGGCACUUCAGGGCCGAGGGCGAUAAGCCGGGUGCUGCGCCGCGCCGCGGUCUGUCGUUCUGCGUCAGCCGACAGCGCUGGUCCGUUUUCCAGCUACGCAGAUUAAUACCACGUGCUCACUAAACGAACCUAAAAAUUACCAUGGACGAGCAGGAGAUGAGUUGCUCGGUGGGCGCGGCGGUGUCGCUGGUGCUGGCCGACGGCUCCGUGUUCCCCGGACGGAGCUUCGGCGCUGAUGAACCCGUCGAGGGGGAAGUCGUGUUCCAGACGGGCAUGGUGGGCUACCCGGAGUCGCUGACGGACCCGUCGUACCGCGCGCAGCUGCUGGUGCUCACCUACCCGCUGGUGGGCAACUACGGCGUGCCCGAUGAGGAGGAUAGGGAUGAAUAUGGACUGCCUAAAUGGUUUGAAUCAAGCCGCAUCUGGGCGGCCGGGCUAAUCGUGGGCGAAGUCAGCACCCGCGUGUGGCACUGGCGCGCGCGGCGCUCGCUCGGCGCGUGGCUGGCGAGGCAUGGCGUGCCCGGGGUCUGCGGCGUCGACACUCGCGCGCUGACCGUGCGUCUGCGCGCCGGGGUCACCCUGGGCAGGAUAGUGCGGGGUGUGCCGCCCUUCGGACCCCUCCCGCCGUUGGCUGAUCCCAAUGAGAGGAACUUGGUCGCUGAAGUUUCUAUUAAGCAACCAAGGGUAUUCAAUGAAAAGGGGGAAUUUACUAUUGUGGCCGUAGAUUGCGGAUUAAAGUACAAUCAGAUAAGAUGUCUGACGAAGAGAAAUGCGAAAGUGAUAUUAGUGCCAUGGAAUUAUCCACUAGACCCCAAGAGUUUCGAUGGUUUAUUCAUCAGCAACGGUCCUGGUGACCCUGAAAUAUGCAAACAAGUUGUAGAAAACAUUAAAACUGUGAUAAAUAAUAAGAACGACGUAAAGCCGGUCUUCGGUAUCUGCCUUGGACAUCAACUAUUGUCAACAGCUGUUGGAUGUAACACUUUCAAGAUGAGUUACGGAAACCGUGGGCACAACUUGCCCUGCACUCACAGCGGCACCGGCAGAUGCUUCAUGACGUCACAGAACCACGGGUUCGCCGUCGACGCCGAGUCCUUACCGAGCGGGUGGAAAGUGUUGUUCACCAACGAGAACGACAAAACAAACGAAGGUAUCAUCCACCAGGAGCUUCCGUACUUCAGCGUGCAGUUCCACCCCGAGCACACCGCCGGCCCCACCGACCUCGAGUGUCUCUUCGAUGUCUUUGUAGAUGCCGUUAAGACCUACAAAUCUAACCAGAAAUGCAAUGUCGACCACAUGAUCAACGAACUACUUACGUUUGUGCCGACCGUGCAUGAGAGACCUAAAAAGGUGUUAAUAUUGGGAUCAGGUGGCCUGUCUAUUGGACAAGCUGGUGAGUUUGACUACUCCGGCUCACAGGGUGUUAAAGCCUUGCAGGAGGAGAAGAUUCAAACUGUGUUAAUUAAUCCCAAUAUUGCAACAGUACAAACUUCAAAGGGGUUGGCUGAUAAAGUGUACUUUCUUCCGAUUACACCUGAAUAUGUAGAACAAGUGAUAAAAGCAGAACGCCCGACUGGUGUGCUACUUACAUUUGGAGGUCAAACUGCAUUGAACUGUGGAGUGCAGCUGAAAAAAUCAGGUGUUUUUGAAAAAUAUAAUGUAAAUGUUUUGGGAACACCAAUUCAAUCUAUUAUUGAUACAGAGGACCGAAAAAUAUUUGCUGAAAAAGUUAAUGCUAUUGGAGAAAAAGUAGCUCCCAGCGCUGCUGUGUCAAGUGUAGAAGAAGCUAUUGCAGCAGCCAAUCAAAUAGGAUAUCCCGUAAUGUCUAGGGCGGCUUUCUCAUUGGGAGGUCUGGGUUCAGGGUUUGCUAACAACGAAGAAGAAUUGAGAGCUCUGGCUCAUCAGGGAUUAUCACACUCUGAUCAACUCAUUAUUGAUAAAUCACUAAAAGGGUGGAAAGAAGUAGAGUAUGAAGUCGUUAGAGAUGCAUAUGAUAACUGUAUUACAGUUUGUAACAUGGAAAACGUUGAUCCUUUGGGAAUUCACACAGGAGAAUCUAUUGUUGUGGCACCAAGUCAGACAUUAUCUAACCGGGAAUAUUAUAUGUUGCGAAACACGGCUAUCAAAGUAAUUCGCCACUUUGGAGUUGUAGGAGAGUGCAAUAUUCAGUAUGCAUUAAAUCCUUACUCAGAAGAAUUUUACAUUAUUGAAGUAAAUGCCCGAUUAUCAAGAAGUUCAGCCUUAGCGAGUAAAGCAACAGGGUAUCCGUUAGCGUAUGUUGCGGCUAAACUGGCUCUCGGAAUCCCGUUACCGGAGAUCAAAAAUUCCGUUACUGGAGUAACAACAGCGUGCUUUGAACCUAGCUUAGAUUACUGUGUGGUUAAAAUACCUAGAUGGGAUCUUGCUAAGUUCAACAGAGUAAGCACUAAAAUUGGAAGCUCUAUGAAGAGUGUGGGUGAAGUCAUGUCUAUCGGACGUAAUUUUGAGGAAGCUUUUCAAAAAGCACUUCGCAUGGUUGAUGAAAACGUGAAUGGGUUUGACCCCAACAUAAAAAAGGUUAACGACGAUGAACUGAGAGAACCAACAGAUAAAAGAAUGUUUGUUUUAGCAGCAGCUAUAAAAGAAGGAUACUCGAUUGAAAAGCUUUACGAACUAACAAAAAUAGACAGAUGGUUUUUGGUGAAAUUAAAACGUAUCAUUGAUUAUUAUACGGUACUGGAAGCUUCGAGUCAUGACAAAAUCAGCAUUGCAAUUCUGAAGGAAGCAAAGCAGAUUGGAUUUUCUGACAAACAAAUAGCUGCUGCCAUUAAAAGUACAGAGUUAGCAGUAAGGAAACUAAGAGAGGAACACAAGAUUUCUCCGUUCGUGAAACGAAUUGAUACUGUGGCUGCAGAAUGGCCAGCAACUACUAACUACUUAUAUGUUACUUACAAUGGCAGUACUCAUGAUAUCGAUUUUCCGGGAGAUGCAGUAAUGGUCCUAGGAUCUGGAGUCUACAGAAUCGGAAGUUCCGUUGAGUUUGACUGGUGUGCAGUUGGGUGUUUGAGAGAAUUACGAAACCAAGGCAAAAAAACAAUUAUGGUCAACUAUAACCCUGAGACUGUCAGUACUGACUACGAUAUGAGCGAUCGGUUGUAUUUUGAAGAAAUAUCUUUCGAGGUUGUUAUGGACAUUUAUAAUUUGGAACACCCAGAUGGAGUCGUCUUAUGUAUGGGAGGUCAGUUACCAAAUAACAUAGCAAUGGACUUACAUAGGCAACAAGCAAAAAUUUUGGGAACUUCACCAGAUAUGAUUGAUGGUGCCGAAAACAGAUUCAAGUUUUCAAGAAUGCUAGACCGUAAAGGAAUUUUGCAACCGAGAUGGAAGGAAUUGACAAAUCUUGAAUCAGCUGUAAAAUUCUGUGAGGAAGUGGGAUAUCCGUGCUUAGUCCGUCCUUCCUAUGUAUUGAGUGGAGCUGCUAUGAAUGUAGCAACUUCAAAUCAGGACUUGGAAGCAUACCUUAAAUCGGCAAGUAAAGUAAGCAAAGAUCAUCCAGUUGUCAUAUCGAAAUUCAUAAUGGAUGCAAAAGAAAUUGAUGUCGAUGUCGUUGCUGCUGACGGAGUUAUUCUUUGUAUGGCUGUCUCGGAACAUGUUGAGAAUGCAGGCGUGCACUCAGGGGAUGCCACCCUUGUUACGCCUCCACAAGAUAUAAACCAAGAAACGCUGGAGAAAAUCACUGAAAUCGCAAGAGUUAUAGCCGAAACAUUGGAUGUUACUGGUCCGUUCAAUAUGCAGUUGAUAGCCAAAGAUAACGAAUUGAAAGUAAUAGAGUGCAAUGUGAGAGUUUCAAGGUCGUUCCCAUUUGUAUCGAAAACUUUGGACCACGACUUUGUGGCGAUAGCUACUAAAGUGAUUCUAGGACUACCCGUGGAACCAGUUAAUGUAAUGGGUGGUUGUGGGAAGGUCGGUGUUAAAGUUCCUCAGUUUUCGUUUUCACGUCUGGCCGGCGCUGAUGUUACACUUGGUGUAGAAAUGGCUUCCACUGGAGAAGUAGCGUGUUUUGGUGAAAAUCGCUAUGAAGCAUAUUUGAAAUCUCUAAUGAGCACAGGAUUUAGGAUUCCGAAAAAAGCUAUUCUGCUAUCAGUUGGAACGUACAAGCACAAAAUGGAUUUACUACCAAGCGUACGAACUCUUCACCAAAUGGGAUAUAAACUUUACGCUAGUAUGGGAACCGGAGAUUUUUACACGGAACAUGGGAUAGAGGUAGAAAGUGUACAAUGGACAUUCGACCACAUCGGUGACGCGGAAGACGACCGUUCGGACGGGGAGCUGAUGCACCUGGCAGACUUCAUGGCUCGCCGGCAGCUGGACCUGGUCAUCAACCUGCCCAUGCGCGGGGCCGCCAGGAGAGUCUCCUCGUUCAGUACUCAUGGCUACAGGACGAGAAGAUUGGCUGUGGACUACGCGGUGCCCUUGGUCACUGAUGUGAAGUGCGCUAAGCUAUUAGUCCAGGCUAUGAAAAGAUGUGGCGGUGCUCCCCUAAUGAAAACGCACACCGAUUGCAUGACUUCACGGAACAUCAUCAAGCUUCCAGGCUUCAUUGAUGUCCAUGUCCACGUCAGAGAGCCUGGAGCUACUUACAAAGAAGACUUCUCGUCCUGUACUGCCUCAGCCCUCGCCGGGGGUGUCACUAUGAUCUGCGCCAUGCCCAACACUAACCCACCGCUAAUUGACCGUGGCUCCUUCGAUUAUGUGUCAGCUCUAGCCAGGGUGAGUGCCCGUUGUGACUACGCUCUAUACGUCGGUGCAUCAUCCAGUAACUGUGAUACAGCAGCAGAGCUAGCUCCUCAAGCGGCAUCGUUGAAAAUGUAUCUCAAUCAAACAUUCACGACUCUCACACUCGACGACAUGACAGUGUGGCAGCGCCACCUUCAGAAUUGGCCUAAAAAAAUGCCAGUGUGUGCUCAUGCAGAACGAGAAAAAACUGGUGCUGUUAUUUUGAUGGCAUCUUUGUUGGAUCGUCCGAUACAUAUUUGCCACCUUGCAAGGAAAGAGGAGAUAAUGAUCGUCAAAGCUGCUAAAGAGCGUGGAUUAAAAGUAACUUGUGAAGUGUGUCCCCAUCAUUUGUUCUUGAGCACCGACGACUUGGACCGAAUUGGAAUGGGUCGGUCAGAGGUCAGACCAGUGCUCUGCAGUCCUGAGGAUCAGGCAGCUCUAUGGAAAAACUUGGACGUGAUUGAUGUUUUCGCAACCGACCAUGCUCCACACUCCGUUGAUGAAAAGAACUCUGAGAAACCUCCCCCGGGCUUCCCGGGUCUAGAAACCAUUCUUCCUCUACUACUAAAUGCUGUUCACGAAGGUCGCAUGACAAUAGAAGAUCUAAUAAACAAAUUCCACAGAAACCCUCGAAAGAUAUUCAAUUUACCAGAACAGCCAAACACUUACGUUGAAGUUGAUAUGGACUACGAAUGGACGAUACCAACGGCUAUGGAAUUCACAAAGUCGAAAUGGACACCUUUUGCUGGUAUGAAGGUUUGUGGGGCGGUACAUCGCGUCACACUGCGAGGAGAAAUCGCUUACGUGGAAGGACAAAUUCUUGUACCACCAGGCUUUGGACAGAAUGUCCGGGAAUGGCCAGCACCUAAAAAGCAGUCAUUCCCAUCAUUUGCGAUAGAAAAGAUUGAAAAAGAACUCAGCCGUCCUAACUCCGCAUUAGAUCACUCCGCAGAAUUGAGUAAAUUGAGUGACUUAGAAAUCGAUCAAAUUGAGCACAGUAAAUCGGAUGUGCAAGGAAAGCUGAAUGUGCACUUUAACGAGAUGAGGAGCAUGUCUCCGCUGCCGCAGCCCACGUCGGGCCGGCAGCGCUGCGACAGCUCGUCCUACUACCCGCCGCCCACCGCCGUCACCUCGCACGGCGCCAGGCAACGCAGCGAACUAUACGGCAAGAGCAUCCUCACUGUUGACCUAUUCGGUAAAGAAACUUUGAACGACAUAUUCAACUUGGCCCAGUUUAUGAAGACCAGCGUUAGCAAAGGACGAGUAUUAGAUGACAUACUACGAGGUAAAGUGAUGUCCUCGGUAUUCUAUGAAGUGAGUACGCGAACGAGCUGCAGUUUCGCGGCCGCCAUGCAGCGGCUGGGCGGGUCCGUCAUCCACACCGACGCCACCAGUUCAUCCGCCAAGAAAGGGGAAACCUUGGAGGACAGCGUCGCCGUGAUGGCGAGCUACUCGGACGUGGUCGUGCUGCGACACCCGGAGCCUGGCGCAGUUGCACGUGCAGCACGUCACUGUCGAAAGCCAAUUAUUAACGCUGGAGAUGGAGUGGGAGAGCACCCAACCCAAGCGUUACUGGACAUUUUCACGAUACGUGAAGAGAUUGGUACCGUCAACGGUUUAACAAUCACAAUGGUUGGAGAUCUUAAAAAUGGACGCACCGUUCAUUCCUUGGCACGACUCCUGACAUUGUACCAAGUUCAGCUGCAAUACGUCAGUCCUCCCGGCCUGGGGAUGCCCAAACAUAUUAUGGACUUCGUGGCUUCAAAGGGCAUACCGCAAAAAGUGUACGAGCGAUUGGAAGAUGUGCUUUCCGAGACACAUGUAUUGUACAUGACUAGAAUACAACGGGAAAGAUUCGACAGCGACGAGGAAUAUCAAAAGGCGAGUGGCGUGUUAGUUGUGACGCCUCAGCUGAUGACGUUGGCGCGGCGCCGCAUGGUGGUGAUGCACCCGCUGCCGCGCGUGGACGAGAUCUCCCCGCAGUUCGACUCCGACCCGCGCGCCGCCUACUUCCGCCAGGCCGAGUACGGCAUGUACGUGCGCAUGGCGCUGCUAGCCAUGGUCGCCGGCGUCAACCCUCUCAUCUAAAUAAAUGUCUAGGACUUUUUUGUGACAGUGACAGUAAGGUGCCAUCAAAUUUAAUAUCGUUUGUUUAAUAAAUGGUAUUAUCGUUAUUA
Plutella xylostella (diamondback moth) is the source of this 6935-nucleotide messenger RNA. RefSeq names its product carbamoyl-phosphate synthetase 2, aspartate transcarbamylase, and dihydroorotase rudimentary (gene rudimentary). The record is from RefSeq and is a predicted model, not a curated record. Gene Ontology annotation, cellular component: carbamoyl-phosphate synthase complex; cytoplasm. Gene Ontology annotation, biological process: 'de novo' pyrimidine nucleobase biosynthetic process; L-arginine biosynthetic process; L-glutamine metabolic process. Gene Ontology annotation, molecular function: metal ion binding; aspartate carbamoyltransferase activity; ATP binding. NCBI's taxonomy places the organism in Eukaryota, Metazoa, Arthropoda, Insecta, Lepidoptera, Plutellidae.